This is a messenger RNA of Thamnophis sirtalis, 1878 nucleotides long. The record is from RefSeq and is a predicted model, not a curated record. NCBI's taxonomy places the organism in Eukaryota, Metazoa, Chordata, Lepidosauria, Squamata, Natricidae.
GUAUCCUGAAGCAAGUUAAAGAUUAUAUUAAAGAAUGUAGCAAAUGCCAGGAAAAAUUAGAUCGUUCUAGAUCAUUGUCAGACCCUUCUGAAAUGCUGGAAGAGCUAGGAUUGGAUGCAGUUUCUCAUGAAGAUAGUAAUGAAACAGAUGAUGAAAUAAAUAAUUCCACGACACUGCCAGCAGCAUCACCAAAACCAGUGAAAAAGAAACCAAUAGCCAAGCAUGAACUUGUAUUUGUUGAUAGUAAAGGCCUUGUGAAACAAUCUUCUCCAAAACAUUCUCAAUCAGUUUUGAAUCAGUUGAACCAACAGCGGCUUUCUAGUCAGUUCUGUGAUGUUACCUUGCUUAUUGAGGGAGAAGUGUACAAAGCACACAAAUCUAUUUUGGCAGCCAACAGUGAAUACUUCAGAGAACUUUUUAUUGAAAAGGGAGCUGUUUCCAGCCAUGAAGCAGUAGUAGAUCUUUCAGGAUUUCGGAAGGCCAGUUUCCUCCCUUUGCUAGAAUUUGCUUAUACUUCAGAAUUAGUUUUUGAUUUUUGUAACAUGGCAGCUGUAGCUGAGCUAGCUCAGCAUCUUCUCAUGACAGAGGUCUUGGCAAUCUGUGAAAAUGUACACAAGCAGAUGGAAGAUAAACAAAUCACCGUAUAUCAAAAAGGAGAUGUACAAGUAGUAGAGGUAGCUCAAACUAUUUCAGAGCAGAAUGAAAUUGAAGCUAAUCCUGUUGCCAGCACUGAGCAAGCAAUAGCUACCGAAGAUCCAGGAGCAACGGUGAAUGGAACAUCUUCAAAUACUGAGGCAGAAGAGAUGACUGUGUGUGAAACUGCAUUGGAAAUUGUUUCAGAGCCUCCUGCAAAGAAUCUUCCUGAGCUCCCGGUCGAUACUCCUGCUUUGGAAACAACAGAAAAUGAAGAGAAAGCCCCAGUAGUGGAAUGUUCCACAAAUCAAACUAUAACUGUGGUACAAACUGAACCUUCAGUAGCAGAGCAAGUUAUUAUUAGUACUCAGGCUGAAAAUGAGGCUGAUCAAAAUAUGAAUGGAGAUCCAAAUGUGAACAGCGAACUUAAUGUGAGCAGCGAAGCAAAUGCAGAAGUUGAUGUUGAGGAUUCCCAGGAAGGGCUUAAGCGAAAACGUGGUCGGCCUUGUAAAAUGCAGGACAUUCCAGAAUCACAACCGGAGACCACAGCUCUUAGUCAAGAUGAUACUUAUAAAAGCAAGCUUCGCCAGCGAUCUGUUAGUGAGGGUGGCUAUAUUCGACUGCACAAGGGUACUGAAAAAAAGCUGCAGAACAGAAAGCCAGGCCCCAAAUCAGCUAUCCAGCAGGUUGCUAUGAAGCUAGUGCAAAGAGGCAAGAAGAUGAAGCAACCCAAAAGAGAGAUUAUAGAACACAGUGAGGCAGAAGCUCAGCACAAAUGCAGUGAAUGUGGGAUGAUUUUCCAGAGACGCUAUGCUCUUAUAAUGCAUACAUUGAAGCAUGAGAGGACGAAAAAUUAUAAAUGCCCACUAUGCAAAAAAGAGUUCCAGUACGGUGCUUCACUGCGAGCUCACCUUGUUCGUCAUACCCAAAAAAAUGAAGUGACUGUUGCAACUGCUAAUAUAGAAGAAAGUGGUGCUGCCACGAAAGGAAGAACUAAGCGAGAAUUUAUCUGUGAUAUAUGUGGAAGAAGUUUACCUAAACUCUAUUCUUUGCGAAUCCACAUGUUGAAACAUACAGGUGUAAAGCCACAUGCAUGUAAGAUUUGUGGAAAGUCAUUUACCUACAAACAUGGUUUAAAGAUGCACCUUGUGUUGCAUGAGGCACAAAAGCAGUUUAAGUGUGAAUCGUGUGACAAGUCCUUUGUCACAAAAAGAAGCCUUCAGGAGCAUGUAAGCAUUCACACAG